ACAGCUCCAACAGUGUCAGCCCUUACACCCAACACUACAGCUCGAACAGUGGCAGCCCUCCAACACUACAGCUCCAACAGUGGCAGCCCUCCAACACUACAGCUCCAACAGUGUCAGCUCUUACCCUCCAACAACACUGCUCCUCCAACAGUCAGCUCGAACAAUGUCAAGAGUGUCAGCACUGGUCAUCUCCAACACUCGCACCUUCUCCACCACAAGUCUCCAACAUGGCAAGAGAAACUUUCGUAAAUUCUUGAUGUACGGCAAGAGAGGAACUAAACAACUGAAGAAGGAGAUGAUGACCAAGCCAGACCCAGAGUUAGCACAGGUGUUUGACCGAGGGGUGCGACCAAUCGGUGAAUUCGCCGGGAAAAAAUUUCAAAUAAUCCCAGAGAUGAUUCCUGAAAUUAUUGUUCCAAAUCUGGAGGGUUUUCAGCUGAAGCCGUAUGUGUCAUACAACGUGCCGGAUGUAAUACAAGGUGAAUUUGGGCCUCAAGAUCUAUUCUACGCAGUGUAUAGUGAGAAGAUCGCUGAAGACUUCAAGAAUAACAAGCUCAACGAAGACGGCAGCCCAGUCGAACCCUCCAAGGAGGAAUUAUUAACAUCAGAGGAGGCUAAGAACCGUGCACUCUCCAUGUGUUCAGAUAUAUUAUAAACAUUCAUAUGUAUAUUUCCAUACAGUAUACAGGUGACAAAAACUUAAACAUCAUGUCUGACAGUCUUAAAUAUAUAAUGUACAUGUAUGUAUAUUGUAUCUCGUACAUUGUUCUAUAUACAGUACAACACAACAUAUAAUGUAUCUUAUACAUAGUAUAUAGAGUACAGCACUAUAUAAUUUAUUUUAUACAUUGUAUAUACAGUACAGUAUGCAAUAUAUUAUAUACAUUUUAGGCCUAUGGUUAUACUUAUCAGGCAAAUUUAAACCGGGACAAAUUUGACUUGUGUCUAGACUACAGCAAGCUGCCCCCACACUCAAAAUUACAAAAUACAUGCAAGACAUAAUGAAAGACAUUUAGAAGUGUACAAAAUGUCGGAGUUAUGGAUACAGUGUAGCUUAUGAUAAUAAAAGGUAAAUUUUCUCUAUAA
Cherax quadricarinatus is the source of this 1086-nucleotide messenger RNA. NCBI's taxonomy places the organism in Eukaryota, Metazoa, Arthropoda, Malacostraca, Decapoda, Parastacidae. The record is from RefSeq and is a predicted model, not a curated record.